CACAUCAAAGUUGAUUGCGCCUCUCAACCAAUUGACAAUUCUACUUCCCCGUGACUCAAACUUUAAAAUGAUAUGUUAAUCCUGCACUAUCGACCGGGUGGAUGGCGCUUGUUCAAUGACUUGACUAUUCCAUUGCCAAUGGCAUGCCUGCAUUUCAGCCCCAUACCUUAUGCCAUCCUUGCUAGAUGCUGUUACUGUAGUGGUAGAUGAUCAUGAAACAUGCUGAAUGGAAAUGAAGACAGAAGUCGAGUGUCCUCCUAACUUCUCAUGGAUCAUAGAUGGAGUCCUUGCUGCCCUAGCCUUUCCCUCCAAGCAAGGUCACACACAAUAUCUGGUUGAUCAUGGAGUGGAGCAUCUCGUUUCUUUGACAGCCGAGAGGACACCCAACCCUGAUCAUCUCCAAGGUCUUCAAUGGACACACAUCCCAAUUCACGAUUUUAUGCCCCCUACCCUGAACCAGAUUAUUAAUUUUGUCGACACGGUGGAGCAAGCGAGACAGAGAAAUGAAGCUGUUGCAUGUCACUGUGCGAUGGGACAUGGACGGGCUGGAACAAUGAUUGCUUGCUACCUUGUGAAGAGCAACCCCGACACAUUCACACCAGAGGAAGCAAUAAAGGAGAUCCGCAGGUUGCGUCCAAAAUCUAUUGAAACAGAAAGACAGGAAGAAAUGGUCUUUCAGUAUGCGGAACAUUUGAAGACUGACCAACCAUGUUUCUCGGGGAUUGGGGAGCAGCAGGACAUCAAGAAACGGUCAAGGUCAACUUUACAUCUUCACAAAUAGCAAUGGACAUGCUGCAAACUCUGACAGUCCAGCCCGAUUGAUGCGUCCAAACAUUUUCAUAUCACUUGUCUGUGAGAGGAACACAUAGGCCUAUAUAUAUGACCUGACGUUAGGACAGUUCAGAGGCGCUUGGGCAGCCGGGGGCAACCUAAUUUAUUUGCCUUGACUAUACAAUGUAUUCCAAAACAGAACAUGUAAUCGCCUGAUAGGUGCAUGUUGUGGGCACAUUUGUUACGCAUAACAUGACCGCGACCGGGCUGAUGUAAUCUUUCAUAACAUUGGCGACAAGCAUUACUAAUCAUUAUCAAGUGUAUUGUGUCACCCGCCAGCUUAUGAGACACUCUUUACUUCCAAAGCCCCCAUGACCGGCCACAUCGGUAGGGGCCAUCCAUAAAGUAUGUACGCAUCACACUGGGGAUUUGAGACAAAAUGUACAGCUGUACGCAUUCCCCCCAAAAUACCCCCCUAUACCCCCUCUCCCCUUCAGUGCGUACAUACUAAAUGGAUGGCCCGCAGCGGGCCUCGAACUUCCAUUCACGAGG
Molecule: messenger RNA, 1323 nt
Organism: Lineus longissimus
Lineage: Eukaryota; Metazoa; Nemertea; Pilidiophora; Heteronemertea; Lineidae
Product: dual specificity protein phosphatase 23-like
Exons: 2
Coding region: 227-781 (184 amino acids)
Biological process (GO): protein dephosphorylation
Cellular component (GO): cytoplasm
Molecular function (GO): protein tyrosine/serine/threonine phosphatase activity; protein tyrosine phosphatase activity
Source: RefSeq, a predicted model, not a curated record